This is a messenger RNA of Elgaria multicarinata webbii, 546 nucleotides long. RefSeq names its product 16 kDa beta-galactoside-binding lectin-like. NCBI's taxonomy places the organism in Eukaryota, Metazoa, Chordata, Lepidosauria, Squamata, Anguidae. The transcript has 4 exons. Bases 74 to 481 code for a protein of 135 amino acids. The record is from RefSeq and is a predicted model, not a curated record. Gene Ontology annotation, molecular function: carbohydrate binding; laminin binding.
UUUAAAGGUCAGACAGCAGAUCCAGGAGUAUUCAAGCACUGUGUUUGUUUGGAGCUGAGUCAUUAAGAUUGCAAUGGAAACUAAAACGGUUCUUUCCCACUUGUCCAUCAAGGUUGGUGAAUGCAUCAAAGUGAAGGGAAAAGUGGCACCAGAUGCCAAGAGUUUUGCCCUCAACCUGGGCCAGGAUAGCUCGGAUCUGAUCCUUCACUUCAACCCUCGCUUCGAGAGCCUUGGAGACAGCAAUAUCAUCGUAUGUAACUCCAAGACAAGGGGAGAGUGGGGCUUCGAGUUGCGGGAGGCGAAGUUCCCCUUCCAGCGGGGGGAAGAGACCAAGAUCUGUGUCGCCCUUGAUGGUGAGGAGGUGACGGUGAAGAUGAAUGGAGACCAGGAGGUCAGGUUCCCCAACCGGCUAGGGCUGGGGUCUGCACAGUACUUCUCCGUAGAGGGAGACAUCAGUAUCAAAUCCAUCAAGAUUGAUUGAUCUGAGAUUAUACCCUUUCUGUGCAUCCCUUAGCAGGAAAACCUCAAAAUAAACAAAAAUGUAUU